This is a messenger RNA of Cydia fagiglandana, 4489 nucleotides long. RefSeq lists its product as uncharacterized. The coding region runs from base 120 to 4451 and encodes 1443 amino acids. Lineage: Eukaryota; Metazoa; Arthropoda; Insecta; Lepidoptera; Tortricidae. The record is from RefSeq and is a predicted model, not a curated record. The transcript is spliced from 10 exons.
UUAAUUUCCAGGCCCGCUCCUCAUCACGACGCGUGGCAGGGCUGUACCAAGCCCGAAGUGUGCGCUUCUUCGUUGCGGCUUAUGAAGAUGACCCACAUUCCUCUGCCGCCUGAGCAAUAAUGGAGGGUGGUGUCGACGGCGUGGUAGCGGUGGUCAGUUGGUUUUCCGAAGCGGGACUAGCGCUCGAUCUUCUCAAAAGCUCGCGACAAUGCCGAGCUCCGGAAAAGUUAACGGCACCGCGGCCGUGUCGCAACCCCUCAAACGCAAUAGCAUCACAAACCGUCUCCGAGCACAAUUUUAAACGUCGCCGCCUAUCUCCAGAGCCGUAUGCAAGCACCUACCAGGUAGCCCACUGUGGCGUGGACACCCGUUCCGCUGCUUGCGAGCACACAGAAUUCCCGCCACAGAGGCAAAAACCAUCAUCGGGGUACCAGUACAGGCCGCAAAAGGACCGAGACGUAGAUGCAUUCGUGACCUCACUCAGGAAGUACCCGAGCAUGACCGAGCAUUUGCCGUCCACUCAACUGCUGGAACAACUCCUCAAAACUACACUAAUUCACUCCCCAAAACAGUCCCAGACCGCAUUACCCUCAAAGAAGCGCCGUCACCAUUGGGACAAGCCGCGAAUCUUCACGUCACUCAAUCCCUAUGCCCAUAAACAGAAAGAAAGUUACAGAAGAUCACGAAAGAAGAAACACACCAGCACACAUGUUGAUUCAAAAGAACCUAAAUAUUCUCUGCAACGUGGACUUGUAAGUGUAACCGCCUUUGACUACUUGAAAAGCGGAGCCCAAUCGUCAGCAGAACACUUACCUAAAAGAAUCGAUGAUACAAUCAUCAAGAAUGUUUUUAGAGAGAAGAACUUGAACGUACGAAAACCCGUGACUACCUUUCCAGUUUGCCCUAAUCUUCAGACCAGAUUUGAAAUGCAUUUAAAGAAAUACCAUGCGACGACCUCUAAAACCCCUCACGUGGACUUGGAGAGCCUGCCGACGUGUAACAAGUGCUUGAAAACGCGGCCAUGCCCCUGCGAUGCUGCCAAACGCGCUCGUCGGAUUGUGGAUAAAGAUGUUCAAGAAAUACGACAAUUAGAAGACGCUAUAUUUUCCUGGCUCAAAGAUAUACCUGUCUUUCCAAAUGAAAACCCACAGGAUAAAUUGAUUAGAGAUGAUAUUGUCAAAAAAUUAGCAGAAACUCUAAGUAAAUUCAAUGAUGCGGACUUUACUAUUAAGGGAGAAGAAGAAAUUAGACGAGCAUUAGAUAAAAUGCCGAUGUGGUACCCGAGGGGAGAAGAAGAACGAGAGAAUUUUAAAAACGAUAUUAUUAACAACUUGUUGGAAAAAAUAAAAAGUGUUCAAGAAAUGAAAAUGUUUAAUCAAGCUACACGAGACUUUUUCGAUAACAUUAAGUUUGGAAAGGAAAUCGAUGCAGAACAAGCAUUAGAUGAUAUGAUUAAAGAAUUAAAUAAAAUAGCACUUAAUAGACCAGAAAGUAAUGACGUAUACAGAGAUCUUUUAAAAAUGAAGGCGUUUGAAGUACUGGAUAGACUUGAAAUUAGAAGUAAGGGAAAUAAAUACGAAUAUUUGAAUAAAUUCUCUAACGAGCUUGCAGAUCGCUUAUCAAAUGUAUCCAAAGAAGCGGAACAUAAAAGAAAUUUGGAUAAAGGUAUUAAAAAUAUACUAGAUGAUUCCAAUAUUCGUAUAAAAGAUAGAGUUAAUGUAGAGGAAAAGGUGCAAGCUGUUAUGGCUGAUCUUGCUGCGCAAAAAAUUGACAAACAUGAAGCUGACAGAUUGAUAAAAAGUGUACUGCACGGAAAAGUUCCAGAUAGCGAAAUUGAAAAUAUCGCUAAGAAGACACUUGCAUCGGCAGAAAUAAGUGAAGUAGAUCCAAAAAUCAUAGCUAAAGACAUAAACGACAUAAGGGACAUCCUUGACCGUUCCAAUGUUCAAAUAAAAGAUAGAGCGAACGUAGAGAAAGAUUUAAGUCAACUCGUGUCAGAUAUAGCCACAAAGGGCAUAGAAGAAAAUAAAGCAAAAAGUUUAAUACAAUCUAUACUCAAAGGAAAAGUUCCAGAAGAUAAACUCAAAGAGAUUACUGAACAGGUACUUUCGUCAGCCACAAGACUCCACGAAACGUACAGUCCUUUAUCAGAAGAAACCCUUAAAGCAGACUGCAUGAGGAACAGAGACAAAGUUGAGGAACAUAUACGUGAUAUUGUAAGCGUUCUAGUUACGCGCGGUUUGGAUAAAUCUAAGGCUCAAGAUUACAUCAAUAGCACGCUCAAAGGAAAAGUACCGGACUGUCAGCUUGAACAUAUCUCUAAGAAAGUAUUUGCAAUGGCUGAGAAUGCAUCGCGGAGCUAUAGUGAACACAGCGGCUACCCAGUUGCUUCUUCAACUCAAAAUGAAGAGAAAAUAUUAUUUGAUCAGGUCUUUGAAGUUAUAAGAGAUUGGUUAAAAAAUCUAAACAUCCGUUUAAGUAAUAAGAAAUUGAAUGAAGUAGCGGAAGCUAUAGCAAAUGAAACUUUAGAUAGGCGGAAGUAUUUGCAGCUAAAUCCAGGAGUAAAAAUCUCAGAAGCUAAGGAAUCUGAAAUAUUAAAAGAACAAAUUUAUAAGGUUCUGAACAAUGAAGUAGAUAAAAAAUUGGUGCAGUCCAUUAUGACACAAACUGAUGAUUUAAUGAAUUCUCUAAAACAAAUUCUAGGAAAAGAGUAUAGUCAGGAUUCACACAUAACAAAGACUUCUUUCAUGUCUUCAACAAAUGAUUUAAAUGACAUUGUCAAAGAUUGGUGUGAUGCAUUGCCGCUUUCAGAUACAUGCGGGGCUUUUCGAAUAAAACAAGAUCUUGCUAAUAGAAUAAUAUUAAAAGUGUCAGAAAUGAAUAUGAACCAAGAUAUAUUCAAUGACGAUUUGUUAUAUGAUGAAAUAUUGCAAGAUUUUAUUGAUCAGCAGGUAAAUGAAUUGCUAAUGGAAACACAUAUUACUGACGUCAGUAUAAAACAACUAACUAAUCAAAUUAAACAAAUUAAACAAAAAGUACACGAAGAUUUUAUUGGAAGAAAAUACAAGCAACAACUUCGCGACACUAUAUCAAAUGUCUUGCCUUCAAUAGCUUGCCCAACGGCAGAGGACCUGGCAUCGUUCGAGUUGAUGAAAGAGAAUCUCGCGGAUGCUUUUAUCAACCUAAAUUAUUCAGUAGAAUGUGACACAGCUAGGGCUAAAUUUAAACGUAGAAUAAUGGAUGAAAUCAACAAAUACAGUAAUGACUAUUUGAAACGGUGUCCAGCAACUCCUGUUAAUACAAGAAAGCUUAACGAGGACUUGUAUAAUGCUUUAAAGAAUGUGCCAGUACCCGGCGAUGAAUCAAUGCGAACUGAAGUAGAGUCUGUACGAAUGAAAGACGUUAUCAAUGAUUGGCUUAAAACAUUGCCUAUGAGUAGACAAUCUAUGUCGGAACAAUUACAUACGAAUAAAGUAGUAACACUAAUGGCGCAAAAACUGCAAGAAUUAGAGAACGAGUUUCAUCCCAAUUUUGAAGAUAUCGCAGUAGCAACCAUUGCCACAUACCUAAAGAAGCUUCCUUUACAUAAAAAAAACCUACGAGAGAUGGCUAAGAAAUUGGUCGACAAGAUAAAAAAUUCUGCUGAAUCAAGAGCAUUUGUUGAAGGAAUGAGAUCUAAACUCACUGAUGACUGUUUAUGUGAAGCAUCUGCAUCUUUUAUCCCUCCUAGUGGAUUGAGCAAAGAAGACCAGGAAAAAAUGCAACGAAUAAGAGAGCGGGCUGUGCUUUGUGAAGCUUGUACACAAUCACGACGAUGUAGAGAUGCCGCUGUGAAUCCACCGCCCUUGAAUCACGAGAGUCAAACAGACAUGCCUUGUAACAACAAUAAAUCUUGUCAACAUGCAGAGAAGCCUAAACAAGUGUGCUCUAAAUCUGCCAUACAAACCAAACGAAUGCCAAUCACCACUCGUCCUUGCCCAUCGACUGAAGGCCAGGCUGACUGCUCCCCAUGCGUCAUAGUGAAAGAAUAUUAUUUGGAUUUGAACUCAGGUAACAAGGUAGAAACCGCAUCUCAAACUCCCGUUGAAGAAUCUGGCAGAAUAUGUAUACCUUCGUCACUCUUAAACACUGGACGCUUAUGUCGCCACCAGUCCUCACUAUCAUCACGAAGAGUUCCUGUUAAACCGCGCACACGCCCAGAAGCUUCUUAUCAAGCGCCAAGAAGACAAUGCACUAGCGCAUGCCCAAACGAAUACUUAAACCAUCCGAAACACUGUCCGAGAUCUUCUCCCGUACCAGAUUAUUUAAGAAGUAGUUGCAGACGUUUUGGACCAAGUUGUGGUCGAAUGAAGUCACCUUGCUUGUCUUGUAAGAGAAAUCCUACGACAAUCUGUGAUAAAUGCUUCCCGAUGCAUAUGUGUCCACAUCCUACGUGUCUUUAUUUUAAAUGACCGGUAUUUUUGUCUUGUUUUGUUUGUGUUACGCGAGU